Messenger RNA from Lentinula edodes (shiitake mushroom), 1242 nucleotides. Its product is annotated as HotDog domain-containing protein. Bases 247 to 1005 code for a protein of 252 amino acids. The record is from RefSeq and is a predicted model, not a curated record. Gene Ontology annotation, molecular function: fatty acyl-CoA hydrolase activity. Lineage: Eukaryota; Fungi; Basidiomycota; Agaricomycetes; Agaricales; Omphalotaceae. The transcript is spliced from 6 exons.
GUAUGUACAGCUUGAACCGACCGGAUAUGGCAAGUUGUGGAGAAACGCAUUUUAUCCCUGUCCCCCCAUUUCACCUUUUCCAUCGAAUAUGAAGGCUUCAAAUUCCGAGACAAGUAGAAUUGCUGGACGUUCAGUCAACGUCGUUGUCGAAGACGCGCAGAGACGUGCGCGAGUUCCUGCUUACGAAUCAAGCAUUCUGAUUCGGCAACUUCGAAGCCGGUCCUCCCGGGCUUCCAUACCGUCGUAAUGUUCUUUCGUAUUCUCUCAAAUACGAAGCAAAGUUUGCGGAAGUCUAGGAGGUACAAUAGUGUUAAGGCUCUUCAAGCAGCCUUCCGCGACCCGUCUUCACCAUUCUAUCUGGCUCCUGGGACAAAGGGCCCAGGUUCACCAGAAGAAUAUGAGCUCCCACCAGACUCAACCCCGGAAUCUUCUAAUAUGCAAUCAGAUACGUCUUCCUUCCAACAACUGGUAGAACAAGGCCGUAUGAAACUAGUACAAGCCGGAUUUCAUCAUCCAACUAUAUGGGAACAACCAAUUGCCUGGGGUGAUCAAGACUCUUUCCAACAUGUUAACAAUGUCCAAUACGUCCGCUACUUCGAAUCAAGUCGUAUUCUUUGGAUGAAUCAUCUAGGACACCGUCUCGGUGGGCCCGACGAGGCCGAAGCUCUUCGCAAAGGAAAAGGCAUCUCGUUAAUCAUCAAAUCACUCAAUGUCAACUACCGACGCCCGGUCACUUAUCCUGAUACCCUCCUUAUAUCGCACAAACCCGUCCCUCCUACCCAAUCAGCCCAAUUGUCAAAUUCAGUUCAACAAUCAUCAGAUCCCGCAGCUCUCCUUCUCACAUCCUCAGCCUUCUCUGUAACUCAACAAGCCUUCGUCGCACAUUGCCAUGAAACACUUGUCUGGUACGAUUACAAAAAGCUGAGAAAAUCCGCUCCGGGUGAAGAGUAUCGGUCCGCUGUUUGGGAGCCGUAUCUGCAGGAGACUUCCAUUGGGAAGGAUUGAUACUGUUCAUACCGCAUGCUUGGAUGGCUACUAUCAGUCUGUUCUAUAUUUCCGCAUGUUCAAGCUUAAGUAUCCAAGUAGAGGACGGGAGAGAGUCGUCGGGCCCUCGGGGUAAAGAUUUUUAUCCUAUCGUCGGAUGUAAGUUGUAAUCAAUACAGUGUUCUAUCAAUUCGCAAACUUCAACUCAAAAGUUCUAAAGUUCAUCACAAGCUCUUGUUCAUUAUACCUAUGUACCCC